Molecule: messenger RNA, 5003 nt
Organism: Hylaeus anthracinus
Lineage: Eukaryota; Metazoa; Arthropoda; Insecta; Hymenoptera; Colletidae
Product: cationic amino acid transporter 4
Exons: 9
Coding region: 390-2336 (648 amino acids)
Biological process (GO): transmembrane transport; amino acid transport
Cellular component (GO): plasma membrane
Molecular function (GO): amino acid transmembrane transporter activity
Source: RefSeq, a predicted model, not a curated record
AGUGUUUCAGAGUUUACUACUUAUAGGCGCAAACGAAUGUUCAGAUUGCAAAGGGUUAAUACUCAUUCUGUCGGAGUUACAGAAGAUUCAAUUAAUCGAUGCAAUUGCGCGUUCUCAGGAAAACUGUGCGCUUGGUAAAGUGUUAAUAUCGCCGAUUAACAGGAUCGUCUUCGUUAAUACUGUCGAGAGAGAGAGGCGACAUAAAUAGUCCUAACAGAGCUGAAUCGAUCGAAUGCUCGAGCCUGCGUGCUGGUGGAUACCCCAUGCGACUUCUCCGUAGAUUUCAGCGUCCGUCGUGAUCUCAUUCGUCACAGUUCAGAUAUCGUUCCAACGAGUCAGCUCUGUCAUCCGUUUUCCAAAUCGGUUUUGUAAACCACAACCGCCUAAAAAUGCCAUCGGUACGCCGGAUGAUCUUGGGGCACGUCGUAUCCGGCUUGUGCACCAAAAUGAAUCGAACGAAAAAGCUUCAAGGUGAUUUACUGGAGACACCGAUGAAGAGGUGCCUUUCCACGUUCGACAUCACGCUCCUCGGUGUGGGUCAUAUGGUCGGCGCUGGGAUUUACGUCUUGACAGGAGCCGUGGCCCACAACACCGCUGGUCCGGGUGUAAUUUUGAGCUUCCUAUUCGCUGGGGUGGCUUCCCUAUUCGCGGCUCUAUGUUACGCGGAAUUUGGCUCUCGAGUACCAAAAGCUGGCAGCGCUUACGUUUACACCUACAUCACCGUAGGUGAAUUCUGGGCGUUCGUGAUCGGUUGGAACAUCAUACUGGAGCACAUGAUCGGUGCUGCAUCAGUGGCCAGAGCCUGGAGUGGAUACGUGGACUCGUUAGCAGGAGGAGCUAUAAGCAACUACACCCGUUACAUGAUGCACGGCUACACCAUGGCAGAACCACUGGGACAUUACCCAGAUUUCUUAGCAGCUGGUCUCUGCCUGGCUUACGCUAUGCUGCUCGCCUUGGGCGUCAAAUGUUCAGCGACGGUCAAUUCUCUGUUGACAAUCAUCAACCUAGCCGUAAUGGCCCUGGUGAUCGGUUUGGGAAUUUCUUACGCGAAGCUUUCAAAUUGGAGCAGCGAGAACGGAGGUUUCCUGCCGUUCGGGUUCACUGGAGUGCUAACGGGUGCCGCAACGUGUUUCUACGCUUUCGUGGGCUUCGACUCGAUUGCAACUUCCGGCGAGGAGGCCCGCGAUCCUGGACGCAGCAUCCCUCGAGCGACGCUUCUCUCUAUGGCGAUCGUCACCAUGGGCUACGUUCUGGUUGGUGCAGCUUUAACGUUAAUCGUACCGUAUUACAACAUCAAUCCAACCGCAGCCCUUCCCGAAGCAUUCUCAUCGAGGGGGAUAUAUUGGGCUAAAUACGCAAUAAGCGUGGGAGCGUUGUGUGGGAUGACAACGACCCUUUUCGGAUCCCUGUUCUCUCUACCGCGGAUAAUGUACGCAAUGGCGAACGACGGUCUGCUCUUCGGGUUCCUGGGCCACGUGAACGAACGCACGCAAGUACCGGUUCUGAACUUGGCCAUCAGCGGGAUUCUCAGCGCCCUGAUCGCUUUGUUGUUCGACCUCCAGCAUUUGGUCGAGUUCAUGUCCAUCGGUACGUUCCUGUCCUACAGCAUCGUUUCGGCUAGCGUGAUUGUCUUGAGGUAUCGCCCCGAAAAGGUCACGCCUGCACCUUCGAAUGCUGGCACUCCGAGCACCCUGGCAUCGCCUCCCACGGAGAGCGCAGAUUCCAAUAGCGAUUGCAACAGCGUCACAUCCAUCGAGUCAAAGCUUUUGGAUCUGAGCGAAGGCACUGGCAAACUGAAACCACGAUACGCCUGGAUGGCUAAGUUUUUGGGCGACGGCAAGUCUGGAAUGGGGGUGACCGGUUUGGUGCUGCUUUACAUAGGUGGUUGCGUAUCUCUAACCCCUUUGGUACUUUUAACGCACAUGCGUAUCUUUCCGAUGGGUUGUGGCUACUUCACCGUGACCUAUAUGGUUAUCUUGACGGUCGGAAGUUUACUCAUGAUCUGUGCGUACCAACAAAAUCCUCCUACUGGCGAAUUUCGCGUACCCAUGGUACCCCUGGUACCAGCACUGAGUAUUUUGUUCAACGUGGGACUGAUGUAUCACUUGUCCCUUCUAACUUGGCUACGAUUUCUCGUGUGGAUGAUAUUCGGAAUAUUGAUAUACUUUUUGUUCGGGAUCCACUACAGCAAAGAGUCGACCAGCCCGGAUUCUUAUUCGGUUCUAAUGGCGACCUCGGAAGCGGAAAGAGGAGCGAAGUGGAGCGCCACGUUGCAGCGCGUCAAUCAGAAAAGCGAUAAAGUUCCGAUUUUAAACGACGACGAUUUAGUCCACUAGAAACUUUACCGUUCCUCGAAACUGUAUAAAGAUAUGCUAAUCGCCGCUGGAUGUAAAUCGUUGUUCGUAGAAAAAGCGAAGCGUAACACGACCAUCGUUCUCUUCGUUGAGGCUUGUAGAAGCCCCCUUAAAAAUGGAGAACAGUUUCGACGGGCACUUGUACAUACCGACGUUACGUGAAAUGCUGAAUCUAAUUAAUCGCGACCUCUUGAAACCCUCUGCCCUCGAAAGUUUACCGGGCCGAACAUUGGAGAGAUCUCAGAACAGACAAGACUGUGUUUUAGUACUUACCUUGGCUGGUUUUCGGUAGAUACUGGUUUGUUCGUUGUAUUAUAAUUGCAGGCCCUGAUCAGAGUCUCCUUUAUAAUUUAUCGCGCACAAAUAUACGCAUAUUCUUUAUUUUAAAAGCGCGCAUCGAUUGCACGUCCCUAUAGUAAAUUCGAAAACGUUCGUUUACAUGGUUUUUUCAUAGAUAAAGGACAGAACAAAAAGUUCAUCCGUUGAUAUAGUACAACAGCAGAAUUCGAGCGACUCUAUGGGAAAGUAUUACAUUAUAAUAUGAUUCUUGACCAACCUGCGAUCAUCUGGUGCAAAAAAAAAAUGGGUUGAACACUUUGAAUUCGAAGAUUAAAAGUAAUCGUAAGGAAAGAAACUUGCGGGUAUAGCGUAUCCAUUUAAUCGCCAAGUGGACACACACACAGGCGUAACGUUUAAAUCAAAAGACAUAAGAGCAAAAGGGAUAGAGGAGUCACCGUAUUUUUAACGAAAGACCAGAUUUUUAAAAGGGAGGCCGAGCGACUGUCUCUUCUAGUGAAUUUUAACGUUCUGCUACAAGGAUCGAAACAUGGUGCCUUAGGAACGGAUAGACUAAUUAUAUAGUAAGAUAUAUGAAUCUAAAUACAUGACAAUAGAUUCGCCUGUUACACGGCAGGCAUUAAGCUUAAGAUUACCUGUACACAGAUUUGCUAAGCACGUGGAUUACCCAGUGGCGUAUCGUCGUCGAUGCCAGGGUCUGUCUGCUUGUAAAAUAAUACGUUUUCAUUGUCUAAGCCGCGAUAGAUUAGAAAAAUUCCGUUGGAUUUAUAGCAUUGGCCCCAUUUUACCGCAGAGGCUCGGUACGAUUCGUAUUGCACCGCGACGACGCCUCUGGGAUCAACCGUUCCUCAGACCUGGGCAAUUUUUAUUUGAAAUGAAAGUGAGAAAUAAUUAUGCGAAAUGAUGUUCAAGUUAUCUAGAAAUUCUGUUCUAUUUACGUAACUAUAUUUAUAUAAUUCGUAUAAUUGCAUAAUUUAUGUCAUUCGUACAAAUUAUACAAGCUUUAUACAGCUUCAGAAAAACAAAAACGCGAGAUAAGGUACCAUGUUACUUGAAAUAUUUGUUCGAAAUGAAAUAAGGUCCGUUCAUUCCUCCUUCGAAAUUGUAUCACUUUAUUUACGUUAUAGUAAAAUAAUACAAGUUACAUUAUUACGUUUAUAUAAUUUGUAUAACUCUAUAAUUUAUAUCAUUUAUACAAUUUAUACAUGUAUUUAUAUAUGUACGUGUUAUAUUUUAUUUCACUUUGUAAAAUAAUAUGCAAACUCUGAUUGUACAUAAAAACGAAAUUUGAAAAAAAAAGCGAAGUAAGAUAACAUGUUACUUGAAAUAUUCUUUAAAAAUGGAGUAAGAUCACGCUCGCCCAAUAAAACUGCCCAGGUCUACCGUUCCUAAUCCACCAAUCUACUCGUGAUUGUCUCAACGUUAAGAAUAUGAAAGGAACACUAUCGACUAAUGAAAUAUCUCGCGGUUAAUCGUUUCCGUGUAACAUACGUAAGCGCACGUAUCAUCGUAAACCACAGUCCUCCGUUGAACAGAUCAAACAUGGAUCGAUUGCACUGGUUACAAUAACAGAUAAAUAUAAUCGGUGUUACGUAAGAAACUAUGUACAUGCGUAUCGAUGUCGUAAUGAUUACUACCGUCGAAGUGUCGUAGCCGUUACUUAGAUGAAGAAAACACCGUAGCGAAACCGUAACCAUGUUGUACAAAGGUGUAACGCCAGAACCUAGCCAUUCGAGUGUGUAUUACACAGAAUCAGUGGCGCAUUACACCUUCACGGAGCACGAAACAAAAUUCGGUGUCCCGAUUUCAAACAAAAAGGAACAACGAACAUUUUUAUAUCGAAUCUUAUUUUUAAAAUAAAUUACUACAUUAUUCCGCACAAUAGCUACCCAAACGAAAACAAUUAUUCCUUUUCAGUUACCAUGCACAAAUUCGUUCAAGUGAGACCUUUUGUUAACUUCGAUCUCCAUUUAUAAAAUAAACAAAUUACAUAAGAGAUAUAUCGAAUAUAGAACCUUCUUUAAAAAAUUGUACAUCGACGUACCGAAAACAAUAAUCAGCGUUUGAGUUAUUUCCAGGUGAGAUUGAUACGUGUUUAUGCCAAGUACCGCGAAUAAAGAAAUUCGUUUCACGUAUCAUUGUACGCGAGUACAAUGCAAGUAACGAGAGCGAAUUUUUUGGAGCUGUUCGAGGCCCUAGGAUAAUGCGCCACUGCAGCAGGGCAACCAGAAGAAACGCAAGGGGCCAUCUACCCCCUACGAAAGAGUGUGAAACAUGUUUUCAAAUAUUGGAUUGUCCGGAAAGUCCAUGUCGGUUUUUGUUAGGUGGUACAGGUCUGAAUAUAUCGAAGUG